AUGUCUCACAAUCUCAUUGAUAUCGUUGCCGACGGCGACACGUUGAUAAUCAUUCCAGUUGGGGAUGGUUCAGACACAGGGGGUUCCGUGUCUGACGUGGGAGCUGUGGUAGAUGAAGAAUCUGUAGUGGAUGGCGAGAAAGAUUGGGCAGAUGUUGAGACUAUCACGGACCUGAAAGUUAUCGCAAAUCAGGAAACUGGGACAACAGCAAAUGAGUCUAUCCGCGCUGCAAAGAGACUGAAGUUAUCAGAUGGAUCCCAUGCAGAGCCAGAGACUGGUACCACCGAAGCUAGUCAAGAAAUAUUUCAUUUCAGAGUUUCGAUGAGGCAUCUGGUACUGGCCUCUCCUCGUGCAAAGGCUGUUUUACAAGGUCCCUUUAAAGAAUCCACGCCGCAUGAAUCCGAUGGCCUUCUUCACUGGCAGCUUGCACCUAUUUUUGACCCAACAGCUUUUGAGACGGUGAUGCGAAUAGUUCAUGCACAGAACAAAAAGGUUCCUGAAGAGGUAACGCUCGAACAGUUAGCGAAUAUUGCAGCCAUUGUGGAUGAUUUGCAAUGCCAAGAGUCGGUUGACUUCUUCGCCUCGUUGUGGGCGAAAAAGUUGGCAAUCAAGCCACCAGAAGAGAUAAACGUAGACUUGGCAAGGUGCGAUCCUCAGCUCAACUGGUUCCAUGCCGGUCUUUGGAUUGCCCAUUUCUCCCGACGCCUUAGAUAA
Molecule: messenger RNA, 714 nt
Organism: Trichoderma breve
Lineage: Eukaryota; Fungi; Ascomycota; Sordariomycetes; Hypocreales; Hypocreaceae
Exons: 4
Coding region: 1-714 (237 amino acids)
Source: RefSeq, a predicted model, not a curated record